Enhydra lutris kenyoni (northern sea otter) is the source of this 1161-nucleotide messenger RNA. RefSeq names its product BarH like homeobox 2. Gene Ontology annotation, cellular component: nucleus. The transcript has 3 exons. Gene Ontology annotation, molecular function: RNA polymerase II transcription regulatory region sequence-specific DNA binding; DNA-binding transcription factor activity, RNA polymerase II-specific. NCBI's taxonomy places the organism in Eukaryota, Metazoa, Chordata, Mammalia, Carnivora, Mustelidae. The record is from RefSeq and is a predicted model, not a curated record. Bases 1 to 1161 code for a protein of 386 amino acids. Gene Ontology annotation, biological process: regulation of transcription by RNA polymerase II.
AUGACAACAAUGGAAGGGGCCAGCGGGUCGAGUUUUGGAAUAGACACGAUUUUGUCCAGUGCCAGUUCGGGCAGCCCCGGCAUGAUGAAUGGAGAUUUCCGCCCGCUCGGCGAGGCCAGGACCGCGGAUUUUAGGAGUCAGGCCACUCCAUCCCCCUGUUCGGAGAUUGAUACCGUAGGAACGGCGCCUUCUUCUCCCAUCUCGGUCACCAUGGAGCCCUCGGAGACGCAUCUGGUCGCAGAAGGGCCCCAGCAUCACCACCACCUCCACCACAGCCAACCGCCGCCGCCGCCCGCCGCGGCCCCCACGCAAAGUUUGCAGCCUUCUCCCCAACAGCAGCCGCCGCCGCAGCCGCAGCAGCAACCGCCGGCCCAGCAGCUGGGCUCGGCCGCCUCGGCCCCCAGGACUUCCACCUCUUCUUUUUUAAUUAAGGACAUCUUGGGCGACAGCAAACCACUGGCGGCGUGUGCACCCUACAGCACCAGCGUGUCCUCUCCCCACCACACCCCGAAGCAGGAGAGCAACGCAGCACACGAGAGCUUCAGGCCAAAGCUCGAGCAGGAGGACAGCAAAACCAAACUCGACAAGCGGGAAGAUUCCCAGAGCGACAUCAAAUGCCACGGAACAAAGGAGGAAGGAGACCGGGAGAUUACGAGUAGCCGAGAGAGUCCCCCUGUGAGAGCCAAAAAGCCUCGCAAAGCCAGAACAGCUUUCUCUGACCACCAACUCAAUCAACUGGAGCGUAGUUUUGAGCGGCAGAAAUAUCUGAGUGUGCAGGACCGCAUGGACCUGGCAGCUGCGCUCAACCUCACGGACACGCAAGUCAAGACUUGGUACCAGAACCGCAGGACCAAGUGGAAGCGGCAAACCGCGGUGGGCCUGGAGCUGCUGGCCGAGGCGGGGAACUACUCGGCCCUGCAGAGGAUGUUCCCGUCGCCUUAUUUCUACCACCCAAGCCUGCUGGGCAGCGUGGACAGCACCACGGCCGCCGCGGCUGCCGCAGCCAUGUACAGCAGCAUGUACCGGACUCCCCCCGCGCCCCAUCCCCAGCUGCAGCGGCCCCUGGUUCCCCGCGUGCUCAUCCACGGCCUGGGGCCCGGGGGGCAGCCGGCCCUCAACCCCUUGUCCAGCCCCAUCCCAGGCACCCCGCAUCCCCGGUGA